Molecule: messenger RNA, 1365 nt
Organism: Didymodactylos carnosus
Lineage: Eukaryota; Metazoa; Rotifera; Eurotatoria; Philodinida; Philodinidae
Source: the annotation of a GenBank genome assembly
AUGUUAAUAAAUGAAAUAUUACCACAAAAUGUCAGUGACGAGUUACUCCUAUUUGUUACGUAUAAACGACGAUGGUUUUAUCUAUUUAUUAUAUGUUUAGCUCAAAUAUCUAACGCUAUGAUUUGGAUAAAUUUUUCGCCAAUUGCCGAUAUAGCUACGCAAUAUUAUUCUGUCAAUUAUGAUGCCAUUAAUUGGCUAUCACUCAUAUAUAUGGCUGUGACAAUUCCAUUUACAUUACCAUCGACAUGGAUCAUAGAUAAAAUUGGUAUUAAAAGUGGUAUGAUAAUUGGUUCAUGGUUAAAUGCUUUAGGAAGUUUUAUACGUGUAAUAAGUACAUGGUCUUUUUUGAGUAUACAUAGUCGUUUUCCAAUCGUAUUACUAGGUCAAUUUCUAUGUGCAGUAGCACAAACAUAUAUCCUUUUUAUUCCAACAAAAUUUUCAUUUGUUUGGUUUUCUGAAAAACAACGUUCCUUAGCGAAUUCAAUUGCAAUCGGAAGCAACUACUUUGGUAUAUUGAUGGGUAGUAUUCUAUCACCAUUAAUUGUAAAACAUAAAGAAAAUAUUUCUCUUUUAUUGUAUAUUAAUGUAGCACCAGCCUUAUUAGCUGCUCUAUUUUCAGUGUGUAUUCGAACAAGUAAUCCGCCUACGCCAUCAUGCGUAGCAAUGACCGAUGUGAAACAACCAUUUUUCGUAUCAUUGAAAAAAUUACUGUAUUCAAAAUCCUACAUUAUGUUAUUUAUUGGCUGUGGUUUUGCGUUGGCUUGUUUCAAUACACUAUCAACUUUAGUAGAACAAAUGAUGUGUCCAUUUGGUUAUGAUGAUAUGGUUGUUGGUUUUUGUCUCGGCUAUUUUAUUGGUGCUGGUACAUUGGGCGUACUAGUCUUUGGUUAUUUCGCUGAUAAAACGGGAAAAUUAGAAGAAAUAUCAAAAAUAUUAUAUGGAUUAAGUUCAUUGGCUUAUAUCACUAUUGUUUUGUUGAUUAUAAAUCAAGUACCGAAAUAUUUUCUAUAUCUGAUAUUUGCCAUCGUUGGUUUUGUCAGUUUACCAAUUUUACCAUUAUCAAUGGAUUUGAGUAUUGAAUGUACACAUCCUAUAGCAGAAGCAACAGCGACUGGUAUUAAUUUUAUGUCAAGUCAAAUUCUUGGAAUAAUAAUGGUCACGGUAUUACCACGAUUUGGGCGGUCGUUGAACGAAGCGGAAAUGCUUGUACAAAAAUGUUCGGUUGCACAUGGAGUAAUAUUAGAUUAUACUAUUCCACUUUAUGCAAUGGCAAUUAUGAUGAUUCUAACAACAAUCGUAUAUAUCUGUUGCUUUAAAUGUGAUUAUAAACGACGUCAUUUUGUUCCAACAGAGUUUCAAAGUUGA